CCCUAAAGAAGAAAAAAUAAAUUUAUUAGAUGAUCACAUGGACCAUGACCAUUGACCAAAAUUGAGUUGACCACAAAGAUUUGCCUUGAACUCAUACACAUCAAUAUGACAAUGGCCCACAAAGUCAUCAAAAUCCUAAUCACUAAUAUUCCUUCUCUUUCUUUGGUCAAAACAAGAACCCCGAGAGCCCACAUUUUCUUUCAAAACCCUCAACAGACCAUAGCCCACACUUCCUCCACGCGCAGACUCCAUUAAUGGCAUCUCAUCCCCAUCACCACCACCACCACCACCACCACCAUGACUGCUGCCCAAACCCAUCUCCCACCACCACUUGUUGCUGCAGUUCUAGCCACUGUUUUGCCCAACAGCACCACCACCUUGCACCACCACAGCCACAACCUCAAGCGCCCGCAGAUCCACUCCUCCAAACGAUAGCCAGUCUUCUCCAGCAACAUCAGCAGCAACAAUCACUACCCACAUACCCAACAAAACCCCAUAACUUUCAGAAUCCACAGCUCCAAAAGCAACACCUCCAGCAGCGGAAGACUUACUUGAAACAACAAGAGCUGCAGAGUCAAACGCAGUCUAUUCUCUCUUUACUUGUCCAUCGAAUCAAUGUCCUUGAAUCCUCUCUCCACCAGUUCUGCACAUCUGGGUUUUAUCAUCCUCCUUCAAGUUUUGUUAGAGAUGCUGCUGCUCGGGUUAUUCAAGCCCACUUCCGUGCCUUUCUCGUUCGCAGAUCAAUUACCCUUAGGCAGCUCAAGGAGCUUGCUUGCAUCAGAUCGAGUUUCAACUCUCUCAAAUCCUCUGUCUCUAAUGAAAACCAUUUCAAUGUUGAGGCUGUUUAUCAGCAAGCCAUGGAUUUGCUUCUUAAACUUGAUUCCAUUCAGGGUGGGGAUUCAAUGAUCAGAGAUGGGAAGAGGUCAGUUAGCAGAGAAUUGGUAAGGUUUUUAGAGUUUGUUGAUGGGUUUACUGUGAAAAGGCAUGCAGUUUCAUUCCAGUCUAGAAAAGCUGUGAAAUUGGUGCGUAAAGGUACCAAAUCUAGCUACUUGGGGAAGCCUAACGGCAAGAACAUUCAGGUUGAUAAGAAGGAAAUGAUAGACAACUUGAGGGAAAGAAUUGUAAAGAUCCGUGAUUUUACUAGGGUUUUUGAGAAUGAUGAGGAAGAGGUGGAGUUUGAAGGGUUUCAACAAGUUAUUGAUGAAGAAGAUGAUGAUCACGAUAACGAAAACUCUAGGCCUACUAUUAAUGGGAAGUCUGGGAUUCCCAAAACUAGAAAUGGGAUUUUGAUCCUGAGGAAUGGGAAUCAAUCUAGCAUGAAAAAAUCUGUGAGCUUCGCUGAAAAUGGGAGCCUGUCAAGGGUUUUUGGCAAUGCUUGUAAAACAGUUUCCAGUGGCGUUGGUAUUUCAACAGGUGGGCGUGUUUCUAGUGAUGAUCAUGAAGAGGCUGCGGAAAAUGAAUAUGAAGAUUCCAAGGGACUCUCUAAGGAUGCUGAGGGUAAUGAAGAAGCACACUGGUAGAAUGGAGGAUCACCUCAGAGCAGUGUGGGAGUGAACUUCACAUUUUCUGCUCCGGCAUCUGUGAAAAUGGAAUGCAGAGUUGAUUUACUGAAUAAGAGCAAGGCUGGAAAAGCUUUUACAUAAUUAAUAGGCCAUAACAUUGUGGUUUGGGUUAGUUUUAGUUCUGCUGGUUUGGGGACUUUAGGAAGAACUUUUGCUGCCUGUUUAGAUCAUAAUUUUUUUCCUCGUUACAUUGUUUUGCCAUGAUAGUUGUCUUGUUGGAGAUCUAUUUGUUGUCGGUGCAAAACCUUCUGCCACAUAUAUUCUUUUCCCCCACCCCCAGUUUCAGUGACUGUAACUUGUAAUUUUGGUGCUGAUCAAUGUUUAAAUUUCUCUCA
Molecule: messenger RNA, 1897 nt
Organism: Tripterygium wilfordii
Lineage: Eukaryota; Viridiplantae; Streptophyta; Magnoliopsida; Celastrales; Celastraceae
Product: BAG family molecular chaperone regulator 8, chloroplastic-like
Exons: 2
Coding region: 255-1520 (421 amino acids)
Biological process (GO): protein folding
Cellular component (GO): plasmodesma
Molecular function (GO): protein binding
Source: RefSeq, a predicted model, not a curated record